Amblyraja radiata (thorny skate) is the source of this 5707-nucleotide messenger RNA. RefSeq names its product protein tyrosine phosphatase receptor type K (gene ptprk). The transcript has 34 exons. NCBI's taxonomy places the organism in Eukaryota, Metazoa, Chordata, Chondrichthyes, Rajiformes, Rajidae. Gene Ontology annotation, biological process: protein dephosphorylation. Gene Ontology annotation, cellular component: membrane. The coding region runs from base 142 to 4527 and encodes 1461 amino acids. The record is from RefSeq and is a predicted model, not a curated record. Gene Ontology annotation, molecular function: protein binding; protein tyrosine phosphatase activity.
UGCAAAGUACUGCUCUGGAAAGGAAAUGUAUCGGCCAGGCUGAGUGAGCUGCGAACUGAAGUAGAGAGAGUGAGCGAGAGAAAGGAAAAGGGGAAAGAAACCUGAAACAAAGUAACAAGCAGAAGAACAUCCCGCAAGACCAUGAGAGCAGUGGCCUGCGCGCUGUUGCUGCUCUUGUAUCAAACUUGUGAGAGUGGGGCGGCGGAAUUCUCUACGGGUGGUUGUGCUUUUGACGAUGGCUUGGAAGCAUGUGAAUAUGGGCAAAAUCAGGACGAUGAUUUUGAUUGGAGGCAUGUCAGGACUGAAGAUACAUUGCAUUUGCAGCCCAAUGUACCACAAGGUUCCUUCUUGAUGGUAGAUUCUUCUCAGCAUUUUCCAGGAGAGAAAGCACGACUCUUACUUCCAGUAAUGAAAGAAAACGACACUCACUGCAUCGAUUUCAGUUACUGGUUGUACAGUAAGGAUCAUUUGAGUCCAGGGACACUGAACAUUUUUGUCCGUGUGAACAAAGGAGCUCUUGCAAAUCCCAUUUGGAAUGUGACAGGAUCUCAGGGAAAAGAAUGGCAUCGGGCUGAGCUGGCAGUUAGCACAUUCUGGCCGAAUGAGUAUCAGGUGAUCUUUGAAGCAGAUGUGUCUCGCGAGCAAAGAGGAUAUAUUGCCAUUGAUGACAUCCAGGUGCUGAGCUACCCAUGUGACAAAUCUCCUCAUUUUUUGCGACUUGGAGAUGUGGAAGUAAAUGCAGGACAAAAUGCUACAUUUCAGUGCAUCGCUACAGGCAGGGAUACAGUGAAUAACAAGCUGUGGCUGCAGAGGCGCAAUGGGGACGACAUCCCAGUUGCUCUAACGAAGAAUAUAAAUCACAGGCGGUUUGCUGCAUCCUUUAAAUUGAAAGAAGUGAAAACGAACGAACGGGAUUUGUACCGCUGUGUGACCCAGUCAGAUAGAGGAUCCGGUGUAUCGAAUUUUGCUGAGCUCAUUGUUCGAGAGCCACCCAUGCCAAUUGCACCGCCCCAGCUCAUUGGCUUUGGCCCAACGUACCUGCUAAUCCAGCUUAAUGCAAACUCAAUCAUUGGCAAUGGUCCCAUCAUUCUGAAAGAAGUGGAAUAUUCCAUGACCAGUGGAUCUUGGACAGAAAUCCAUGCUGUAAACGCAGCAAAUUACAAGCUCUGGCACUUGGAUCCAGACACGGAAUAUGAAAUCAAAGUCUUGCUGACACGGCCAGGUACAGGAGGAACAGGGCUACCGGGUCCCUCACUCAUCACCAGAACCAAAUGUGCAGAACCCAUGAGGUCACCAAAAAGUCUAAAAAUAUCAGAGAUAUAUGCCAGACAUCUUGCUAUUGAGUUGGAUUCACUGGGCUACAAUGUAACACGCUGCCACACAUUUAACAUCACCGUAUGCUAUCACUACUUCGUGGGCCACAAUGAAAGCAAAGCCCGGUGCAUGGAGAUGGAUCAAAAGGCAUCUCGCCACAUCAUUCGGAAUCUGCCACCAUACACAAACAUCAACAUCAAAAUGAUUCUGACAAAUCCAGAAGGAAGAAAAGAAAGCGAAGAGGUUAUCAUUCAGACAGAUGAAGACGUACCUGGUCCCAUACCUAGUGAUUCAUUGAAAGGAACGCCAUUUGAAGACAAAAUCUUCCUGCACUGGAGUGAACCUGUCGAAGCAAAUGGUAUCAUCACACAAUAUGAGGUCAGUUACAGCAGCAUCAGAUCAUUUGACCCUGCUGUUCAAGUGGCUGGCUCCGUCCAAACAGUGACUAAACUCUGGAACAGCACACACCACGUUUUCACCCACCUGCAUCCUGGGACCACCUACCAGUUCUUUAUUAAGGCUAGCACUGUGAAGGGGUUUGGUCCAGCUACAGUUGCCAACAUAACAACUAAUAUAUCUGCUCCAACUCUACCUGAUUAUGAAGAUGCAAUUCUUAAUGAAACAGCAACCACGAUAACUGUCAUGCUGAGACCAGCACAGGCUAAAGGUGCUCCAAUCAGUUCCUAUCAAGUUGUUGUCGAACAAGUGAAUUCCCACAGAUCUAAAAGGGAGGCAGGAAUGGCAGAGUGCUUCCAGAUUCCAGUUACCUAUCAAACGUCCGCAGCUCGAGGUUCACCAUACUAUUACGCUGCAGAUUUUCCUCCCAGCGGAAUUGCUGAACAAACCCCUUUUACAGUGGGUGACAACAAAACCUACAAUGGGUUUUGGAAUCCUCCUUUGGACCCCAGGAAAGGAUAUCACAUACACUUUCAAGCUGUGAGCAGUGUUGAAAAGGAGACAAAGACACAGUGUGUGAGGAUUGCAACAAAAGCAGCCACAACUGAAGAACCUGAGGUGAUCCCUGAUCGCAUCAAGCAAAGUGAUCGGGUGGUGAAAAUUGCUGGAAUCAGUGCCGGAAUUCUGGUUUUCAUCCUACUUCUCCUUGUUGUGGUAAUGGUCGUUAAGAGAAGGAGGAGCUACUAUUCUUAUUCUUAUUACCUUAAGCUUGCGAAGAAGCGCAAGGAUGCAGUAGGAAAUGCUCGGCAAGAGAUGACUCAUAUGGUGAAUGCAAUGGACAGGAGUUAUGCUGAUCAAAGCACGCUUCAUGCCGAUGAGCCCCUUUCCAUCACGUUUAUGGACUCGCACAACUUCAGCCCGAGAUUGCCUAAUGAUCCACUUGUACCGACUGCAGUGUUAGUGCCCAUUGCUGAUGAAAACCACACUGUGUCAGCAGAGUCAAGCAGGUUAUUGGAUGUUCCCCGCUUUCAUGGUGAGCCCACAGAGUCUCCGUACCAGACUGGCCAGCUCCACCCUGCCAUUCGGGUUGCAGACUUAUUGCAGCAUAUCAACUUGAUGAAAACAUCAGAGGGCUAUGGCUUCAAGGAGGAAUACGAGAGUUUCUUUGAAGGACAAUCUGCUUCUUGGGAUGUUGCCAAAAAAGAUCAGAACAGAACAAAAAAUCGCUAUGGAAAUAUUAUAGCCUAUGAUCAUUCCAGAGUCAUUUUACAGUCUAUCGAGGAUGAUUCUUCAGAUUACAUUAAUGCAAACUAUAUUGAUAUAUGGCUGUACAGGGAUGGGUACCACAGGCCAAGUCAUUAUAUAGCUACACAAGGACCAGUACAUGAAACUGUGUAUGACUUCUGGAGAAUGGUGUGGCAAGAACAAUCGGUUUGUAUCGUCAUGGUCACAAAUCUGGUGGAAGUUGGAAGAGUGAAGUGCUACAAAUAUUGGCCAGAUGAUAGCGAAGUUUUCGCAGAUUUCAAAGUUACAUUCGUGGAAGAUGAGCCACUUGCAGAAUAUGUCGUUCGAACAUUUACAUUAGAAAGGAGAGGAGUUGAUGAAAUUCGGGAAGUGAAACAGUUCCAUUUCACUGGCUGGCCUGAUCAUGGUGUUCCUUAUCAUGCAACUGGUCUACUGGCAUUUAUUCGUCGUGUGAAAUUCUCAAAUCCCCCCGGAGCAGGGCCAGUAGUUGUACAUUGCAGUGCUGGGGCAGGAAGAACUGGCUGUUACAUUGUUAUAGAUAUCAUGUUAGACAUGGCAGAGCGAGAAGGAGUUGUUGAUAUCUAUAACUGUGUUAAAGCUUUACGAUCAAGGCGCAUUAAUAUGGUCCAGACAGAGGAACAAUAUAUAUUCAUUCAUGAUGCUAUUUUGGAGGCUUGUCUGUGUGGGGACACAUCCAUACCAAUCUGUGAGGCCAAGCCAACGUAUUAUGAAAUGAUACGUGUUGAUUCACAGAGUAACUCCUCUCAACUUAAAGAUGAAUUUCAAACUCUCAAUUCUGUAUCUUCACAACUACAACCUGAAGACUGCAGCAUUGCUCUUCUUCCCAGGAAUCAUGAGAAGAAUCGAUACAUGGACGCACUUCCACCAGACAGAUGCCUGCCAUUUUUAAUUACCAUCGAUGGUGAAAGCAGCAACUACAUCAAUGCUGCCCUUAUGGAUAGCUAUAGACAACCAGCUGCCUUUAUAGUCACACAACAUCCUUUGCCAAACACAGUCAAAGAUUUCUGGAGACUGGUCUAUGAUUAUGGCUGCACAUCGGUAGUAAUGCUGAAUGAGCUGGAUCUUGUUCAGGGAUGCCCCCAGUAUUGGCCAGAAGAAGGAACACUUCGAUAUGGGCCAAUCCAAGUUGACUGCAUUUCUUGUUCAAUGGAUUGUGAUUUAGUAAGUCGGAUAUUCAGGAUAUGCAAUCUUACACGGCCUCAAGAAGGUUAUCUCAUGGUGCAGCAGUUCCAGUACUUGGGAUGGGCUGCUCAUAGGGAAGUACCUUCCUCGAAGCGAUCAUUUCUGAAGUUAAUUCUUCAGGUUGAUAAAUGGCAAGAAGAAUGUGAUGAAGGAGAAGGACGGACUAUUGUUCACUGUCUAAAUGGAGGAGGGCGCAGUGGGAUGUACAGUGCCAUUAACAUCAUUUGUGAAAUGAUCAAACGGCAAAGUGUGGUUGACGUUUUCCACGGAGUAAAGACACUUCGAAACAACAAGCCAAAUAUGGUAGAAAGCUUGGAUCAAUAUCGAUUCUGUUAUGAUGUUGCAUUGGAAUAUCUUGAGUCAUCUUAAGUGAUUACAUUUACAUCGGUGCAAAGUUGUGCUAAAUUUGACAGGAAAUUAUCACUGAGGCUGUGCAUGAAGCUUAUACAUUUAAAUGAGGGAUUUCUUUUAACUGGCUUCAGUAUUCUGUUAUAAAAGAGUCUUCACCAUGAUGACAAUGUAUUUGUAUGUGUCCAAGCUAUUACCAGACCGCAUUUGGUGCCAUCAUAACAAUACGGUUUGACUACAGAUUUCAUUGCUCAGUGAUACAUUAAGAAAAAACUCAGUGUUAGUCCAGAAAGGUUUUGGAUUUUUUUUCUAAUGAAAUAACAUGUAGUUCUGCAUGCACAAAUUUGUACACUGUAAUGCUACAUCUUGUUCAAAACCAAGCUCAUUUAAAAGCAGAAUUAUGUCCAGACUGCUCUGGUUAAUGAGCUAAUAUCUGGCUGGCUUAUUAAAGUUUAAAAUGGAAUCUGCAGGUUCACCCCGGUUAAUUGUAAUGCAACUUUUAUUAUAAGCCAAAGACGAGUGUAAAUAUGUCUAUAUGAAGAAAGCACAUUGUAUUUAUUGUUUGCUUGUAAACCUAUUUGGAAGCUGAACAAUCAUUUCUUACAGAAUAAGAUUUUUUUUUGAAAAUGCUUUUAAGUUCAAAUGUUUUUUAGUAGUUUACUUUUAUAUGCAGUGGUUGGUGUGGGUAACUGGUCAUAUUUUAAUUCAUGCUUAGAAUUGUUUACAUUGUGUGCUGGUUAAAUGCUAACCUAUUUGAUUAUAGAACAUUGAUAUAUUUGAGAGGCCUAUAAAUUGGGACCAAAUGCAGUUUUUGUACUCCUAUGUCAGACAUCUUGAAGUUUUGUUCUCCAAUGUGUUAGCAAACUAGUGUAAAGAAAGCUAAAUGUGACUUGCUGUCAGCUAUACUUUGUUUAGAAACCUACUUCAUGACUUCUAAUAGUUGAGGCAGUAUUAUAGAUAACUUACGAGAAAAAUGAUUAUCUUAAACAAACAAUGUGUUCUAAAACUGUCUAAAAGGUAACCUAGCAGGGCAAUCAAUGCAAGAAUAAUGCUGUUUAGUAUGAAAGAUGUAAUGAAUUAUUUGAUUGCCAUGUAUUUUCUGAGUCAUUCAAAUGCUGUAAAAAAAAUCAAGAUGUAUUUGGUUAUUGCAGAAUAAAUGAUCAAAUAAAGGCAUCGUGAAAUUUGAAGUGUUGAAGGCUUA